UCUUGAAUCUACUCUCCCCUCAUCGGUUCGCUCUGCGUUCUAUUAGCCAGUCGGAUUUUAUUGCGGAAGCGAUUACUUUUCUCUCGCAGCAGGCAGGCAUUAUUUGCUUAAAACAAGUACUUUCCCAAACAUGUAUACAACACAAAACAUCGUCAACUCAAUAACAUCGAUUUGAGAAGCGAAAACAAUUGAUUGACUUCAUUACAAGAAGACUGUGAAAACGGUCUACACGGGCGUGUGUGACGCGUCUCUUCCUACAUUCAUCGUGUUGACGAUCGAGAAUCGCUUUCAUAUUCGCUAACUACGGGUUUUUGACACUUUGCCCGCUAGUCAGUCGGGAUGAAGCCUGGAGUAGGGGCAUGUCAGGACCCCUGUCAGGGUGGUCCGGGGGUGGGUGACAGGGGGGACGACACCCUGGUGUGUCUACCCCCUAAAGACACCCCUGGCUCACCCGCGGGGUCCCCCUCAGAGUUGGGAAGCCCUGGCCCCCGCCAGGCCGCGACCUUUGACCUGCUGAAGAUGGUGGUGUCUUACAAGAGGAUGGCCCUGUUUCUGGAGCCGCUCACUGACACGUUGGAGCUGGCCCGCUACCUACUGGGGUGGAGGAUGCCUCUGUGCUCACUACUGGUCUGUGUACUGCUCAACACCCUCUUCCUCACCCUGAGUGAAGUGGGGUGGUUCUCUGUGUGUGUUUUGGGGGUGUCUGCCCCGGCUGCCCUGGGUUACCUGCAGGACAGGUGUGGGGGCGGGGCGUCGGAGGCGGAGCAACAGAAGAGGCGGUGCCACGCGGUGCAUCGUAAGGACCUGCAGAACGUUCAGCUCACCAGACAGGACGCCAUGCUGGAAGUCAAGGACCUGUUAAAGCAGCUAGAUGACCUGUUGUCUCAUGCCUGCCUGUCUGCUGAGUCCGUCUACAAGCUCCUGUACUGGGAGAGCCACUCUGAGUCCUCUAGGUUCUACGGUGGCCUGUUAGCUGUAUUGAUGCUGCUGUAUUCUGUCCCUGUGGGCUGGGUGCUGGCCUGUCUCACUACUGCACUCUUCCUGUGGAACCGAGACUUCUGCAGGGUUGUGUUGGACCUAAGGGAGGUGGUCCAUUCUGGCCAGAACCCAUCCUCAGAAGGAGAGAUGGACCUCACAGAACCGAACCACAGCAGCCUGGACCGGACUCCCACUGCUACCAGCUUGGAGGACCUGUCCCCGGGCAGCGUAGAGGAGGCUGAGGAGGCAGAGCCUGAUGAUGAGUUCAAAGACGCCAUCGAGUUGACUCAGGAGCCCCCUAUCUCCCUGCAGGACUAUCUCAGACAGUUCAGUGUUACACGACGUCAUGACCGAGGUCAAAGACCUGAGACUCCCUUGGCUUUAGUGGAGGAUGAUGACAUAAGUUCAGAUCUGGACACCAUCUCCAUCACCUCAGACAACGGUCUGCUGAGCCGCAACGAGCCAAUCCGCAGUAAGGUGUCCAAACUGACGGAGAAGCUACGCAAACGCUACCCCACCAACAACACAGGUAACUGUUCCAGCUGCAGUGCAGUCUUCUCAGUGGUGAAGAGAAGGCGGAGCUGUAGUAACUGUGGCAACAGCUUCUGCUCCAGAUGCUGCUCCUACAAGGUCCUCAAGGCCUGCAUGGGUGUCACAGCUCCAGAUGCCCAGAGAGAGACGGUGUUUGUUUGUGCUGUCUGCAACUCCACCCUCAGCAAGUGAGAAAUGACUACCACCUCCUACCCACUCAUGGAGACCCAGGGAGGGUACUGCCCCUCCUACCCAGGAUUCGAAGCUCCUUGGCUGGGUAGAGCCCGCGGCAGAUCAGCCUCUACCCCGCCUGGGGGUGGUUCAAAACCCCAGGUUGUCUGGUUCUCUGGCUCCAGCCCAGGUGACCAGGGUUAUUAAGAUGAACCAGUCCCAAAUGGCAACCUUUUCCCUACAAAUUAUUCCCUAUAAAUUACACUGCUUUUGCCCAGAGCCCUAUGGGGUUCCCUAUGGGCCCUGGUCUACAGUAGUGGACUAUAUAGGGAAUAGGGUGCCAUUUUGGGACGCUACCACAGACUCCCAUCAGCUUGUGUUGCAUUGAGAUUUAUCCUGUACUGUCAUGGAGGUCCUGAGAAUGCUGAGGUGUGUGUGUGUGUGUGUGUGUGUGUGUGUGUGUGUGUGUGUGUGUGUGUUGGAUUGUAUAAGAUAUGCUAUAGAUUGACCCUGUUAUAACUUAUCCAUUCUGUAAUGGUUUUAUAUGUUGGUCCUAAUGUUAAUUUAAUGGAUGUAAAGACAGGAUGCUAAAGACUAUACUUUUGUCCUAAAUGGCAUUCCCUAAUCCACAUGGAGCAUAACCUAACCCCAUGGAGUGAUUUCCAGAGGUGAUCCCAGAGCUGUGUUCAAAUACUCAUACUAGCUGUACUAUUUGUGAUGUAACAUUGAGUAUGUAGUUAAGUACUUAUUGGAUAUAGUAUGCCAAACGUUCCUGGAUGUCCUACUAAAUUCACCUAAAUACGAAGUAUACAAGCAGUGGACACUAUUUCUGUGCUUUUAGGGACCAUAAUGCAAUUCUUCAGAAAAUGGGCGUGGCUUCACCAACGUUUUCAGAUUUGAGGAAAAUGGCAGACGAGAGCGGAUAGAAAUUAAUUGCUUUAAGAAAAUGUUGCGCAAUGUAAUAAAGUAAUGACUUUUCAAACAAGUUAAACAUUAUGUUGGCAGACAAUUUAUUAGCUACGCUGUCCUUACGAACCGCAGCAUGUCAUUCAGCAGUAUGUACCGGGCUGUUAGCUAGCUACCUAACGUUAGUUGGCUACUAAUACAUUGAACUUGCCAGGUAGUAUAUUAACUAACUUCCCAGUGUUUAUUGACUUGAUUAUUCACAUCAUUCUUAGCUAAGUGGUAGA
Messenger RNA from Oncorhynchus mykiss (rainbow trout), 2870 nucleotides. Lineage: Eukaryota; Metazoa; Chordata; Actinopteri; Salmoniformes; Salmonidae. The record is from RefSeq and is a predicted model, not a curated record.